UGUGUCGACUUUAAACAAUAAAGCCAGAUAUGACCUUUGGACACGUGGACUUUUGGACAUUAGCCAGAUUACUGGUGCUUAAAAGGCUCACAGCGACCACAAAGCAAGCUGCUCCUUUUGCCCUCCGAUGAGGCACACGUGCUGGUGUAGGAUGCUUCGACUCCUGGUGUUAGCUGUCUCGGUGCUCUUCGUCUUCCUCUGUGGAGCCAAUGGAGGUAACGUGCUGGUGUACCCAGUAGAUGGCAGCCACUGGGUGAACAUGAAGGUCAUCAUUGAGGAGCUGCACUCCAGAGGCCACAGCAUUACUGUAGUGCGAGCCUCAAACAGCUGGCACAUUAAAGAGGAGUCUCCCCAUUACGCUUCACAUACCAUUGAAAUGGGUCCAUUUCAAAAUGAUGUGGUGGAUGAACUGGCAUCUGAACUUCUGCAGGCACGGAGAAAAGGCAGGUCCUUUUUUAAAGAUAUGGCACGGGGGAAGUGGGUAUCAGAAUGGCUAUCUGGAUUGCAUCGGGACAUCUGUACAAUGGUGGCUGCAAUAUUUGAAGACGAGAGUCUGAUGAAGACACUGCAGGAUGCUAAAUAUGACCUGGUGCUCACUGAUCCUUCUUUUGGAGGUGGGGUGUUCUUAGCACACCGCCUCCACCUGCCGUUAGUGUUAAACGUGAGGUGGACGAUCCAUGGAGAGGCCCACUAUGCCAUCGCUCCCUCCCCUCUCUCCUAUGUCCCCUACCCAGGAGCUGAGCUGACAGACAAGAUGACUUUCUCUCAAAGGCUUGGAAAUUUUUUUGUAUGUAUUUUUAGUCAGUACAUGCUCAGACAGAUGGCUGAUGUCCCAUACACCGCUCUGAGCCAUCGUUUCUUUGGCCCUGAGGUUGACUACUUCUCCUUGUUCCAGGAUGCUGAUAUCUGGCUCAUGAGGAAUGACUUCACCUUUGAGUUUCCACGUCCAACCAUGCCCAAUGUGGUGUAUAUGGGAGGGUUCCAAUGCAAGCCUGCUAGACCACUUCCUGUUGACAUGGAAGAGUUUGUCCAAAGUUCAGGAGAGCAUGGGGUCAUCCUCAUGUCCCUGGGAACUCUGUUUGCAGAGCUCCCUAGUGACAUCUCUGAGGAGAUUGCGGCGGCUUUUGCUCAGCUUCCCCAAAAGGUCAUCUGGAGACAUAAAGGGGCCAAGCCCUCGAGUCUUGGCAACAACACCUUACUGGUGGACUGGAUGCCCCAAAAUGACCUGCUGGGACACCCAAAGACUAAAGUGUUUGUAGCACAUGGGGGCACCAAUGGUGUCCAAGAGGCAAUCUACCAUGGGGUCCCGAUAGUCGGUCUUCCCUUAGUGUUUGAUCAGCCUGAUAAUCUGUCCAGAAUGGAGGCAAGAGGAACCGCUAAGGUAGUGGACAUUGCCACUCUGGACAGAGCAGUGUUUGUGGAGGCGUUAAGGGCAGUGUUGUAUGAGCCGUCCUACAGGGAGAAUAUGCAGAGGCUCUCCAGGAUCCACCAUGACCAGCCCAUGAAGCCUCUGGACCGCGCCAUUUUCUGGAUAGAGUACGUCAUGAGGAAUGGAGGCGCCCCUCACCUGCGCACACAGUCCUUCAGGAUGUCCUGGAUGGCUUAUCAUUCUAUAGACGUCAUACUGACUCUACUGAUGGCUUUGGUCCUCUUACUACUCAUUAUGUUCCUGGCCAUCAAGAAAUGUUAUUCCGUUUUAUUCAAAAAGAAAGUCAAAUGUGAGUAAUGUUUGAUGAAAUAGUGCUGUAACUAUGUAAGAACAUCUAGUAAUUACUAGCAUCAUUGUGCAGGUUGUAUGCAUCCUGUUAGGACAAAAAACUGCUUUUCAGUUAAAUGUAAUGUAAUGGCGCUUUUCUGUAAUCAUAAAAAUCAUAAAAAUGUAAGAGAAUUAUUAUUUGUCACUAUUUCGAAAUGUUACUACUUUACUUUUUAGGAUAUGGUCUUUCCAAAAUGAAUACAGGUGUGACUAGGGCUGAGGUAACAAUUUAGGCCCACAAAUUGUCUCUGUCACUCACUAAUAAAAUCUACAAAAUGGGAACCCUGAUUUCAAAGAUCUGA
Clupea harengus (Atlantic herring) is the source of this 2058-nucleotide messenger RNA. Its product is annotated as UDP-glucuronosyltransferase 2A1-like. Lineage: Eukaryota; Metazoa; Chordata; Actinopteri; Clupeiformes; Clupeidae. The record is from RefSeq and is a predicted model, not a curated record. Gene Ontology annotation, molecular function: UDP-glycosyltransferase activity.